CCGCCGCAGACUACGUCCACCGCGCCGGCCGCGUCGGGCGUAUCGGGCAGCGCGAGCGGGGCGCGGUGCUCUCGCUGCUGCUGCCGGCCGAGGUGCCGCAGCUGCUGCAGCUGGGGGACGAGCUUCACUUCUCGCCCACGCCGACCGCGGCGCCCGAGCCGCCCCCCCUCGCCCAGCUCGCUGCAGAGGGGGAGGGCGGCGGUGCGUCGUUCAUCGCACCGUCGGGCGACGAGGAGAGCAUCGCGGCGGAGGAGGUCGCAAAGGCGCUCGAGGACAUCUACAGCCUCUACGAGGGCGAGGGCGAUGACGACGGGAUGGCGCCGCCCCCCGGCCUGCCGUAGGAGGAGCCUGCCGUAGGAGGAGAUGUCCCUCUCUCGCGGCUGCCGUGCGGGGGACGGGGCGAGAGGAGAACGCAGAACACAUGGCCUAACUCUUACGGUGUGCAUGCGUGAGACAGGGGCGGCCUUUUCUUGGAGUGCCGUCGCCGUCGGCCGAUGGCGCCAUAGGGUGGUCGCGCCUGUAGGGUCCGCACUGUUGCCAGGUGCGCACGCGAAGUGUGUGUGUGUGUGAUGUGUGUGUACGAACGCUAACGGGGGCCGCAGCACGUCCACGUGCCGGUGGGCGAUCACCCCCAUCCGCCCAUGUUAAAUGUAUGUCUCUUCACCGUGAGUGCACAACACCGACGCGUAACAUGUAUGCACAUGCACAAAGGGAAUCAUGCCCUAGUAGUAACUAUCACUGUUGUCUGUCUUGGCGGAGCGCACAUUUGCGCACUCUCUUCCUCGGGGAUCUGCGCACCCGAUUCCGGGCGCAUCCGGCAAAAAGCACGCGGCGCGCGAGACGCUCACAAGGGUCCCGGCGCUGCGAUGACGCCCUGGAAGGGCAAGCCGCCCGGCGGCAUCGCCGUGAGCCACGACCCGCCGACCUUGGGCCCCGAGGCCGCCUCUGCCGGCGGCAAGCCGAGCAGGGGCGGCGGCAGCCCGCCGCUCAUGAUUCCGUCGAUUUCGGGCGUGGAGAGGAGGCUCGCGAGCUGCAUCGGCGACAAAGUGGGCGAGGUCGCGGGCGAUAGCGAGGGCGCGACGAGCCCACUUUGCGACCGGGAGGGAGGGCCGCCGAGGGCGCAGGCAAAGCCUUCGAGCAUCGUUUUCGGCGUCGCGGCGACUUGAGGCGUGGCCGAAUUUUUUGCGGCCUUUUGCAUCUUCCGCACGGGCUUCUUUGCGAUACCGAGGCGCACGGGCGCCGGUCGAGACUGCCGAAGCGCCGCUUCCCGAGCCUGCUGAAGCGCCACGUCCCGCGACUGCUUGAGAACGCUGUCGCCGAGCUUCAUGCCCAUGGCCCAUCCCAAGGCGGCGAUACUACAUGAAGGUAGCCGCGCGACAUGCUCCACUUCGAGACGCAGCCGUGCCAUCCGAUCCGC
This is a messenger RNA of Emiliania huxleyi CCMP1516, 1417 nucleotides long. RefSeq lists its product as hypothetical. The record is from RefSeq and is a predicted model, not a curated record. Lineage: Eukaryota; Haptophyta; Isochrysidales; Noelaerhabdaceae. The coding region runs from base 642 to 1166 and encodes 174 amino acids. The transcript is spliced from 3 exons.